Manis javanica (Malayan pangolin) is the source of this 3172-nucleotide messenger RNA. It is a transcript of the gene PPP2R3B, whose product is annotated as protein phosphatase 2 regulatory subunit B''beta. The record is from RefSeq and is a predicted model, not a curated record. Gene Ontology annotation, biological process: protein dephosphorylation. Gene Ontology annotation, molecular function: calcium ion binding; protein phosphatase regulator activity. Lineage: Eukaryota; Metazoa; Chordata; Mammalia; Pholidota; Manidae. Gene Ontology annotation, cellular component: protein phosphatase type 2A complex.
GGCCCCUUGGGUCCGAAGCUGCCCGCUUUAUCCAAAAACUUCAUCCCACAGCACCGUGCGCGCUCCCGAGCUCCGCAACACACACGCUCAACCCCGUGCUCGGCGGGCACGCUCCGCGCAUACCCGCCAACUCCCGGCGGGUACUCACUGCGCAUGCCCCCCUUCGUAAGCUUCCCUAGCCGCCCUCUACGCUGGGCCUCGGGCUCGUUCUCGGCGGGCACGCAUAGCGCAUGCUCAACAGACGGGACUCCCGGAGAGCUCUACCGCAAGCCCGCAGCACGCCUGCUCUAGUCAUUCGCGGGGUUCCCUCACUAUGGUGACGGGGCUCGGGUGCAUGGUCGCUCCGCCGCGGCCCAGAGGUCGCCUCGCCGGCGCGCGCCGCAUGCCUAAGACAGUCCAAAGUUAGAGCUCGGGUGGGGCGGUCACCAUGCCUCGUCCUUGUCCUCAUCCCGGCUCCGGAACGCCCCCCUGCCCCACCAAUCCUCCCCCCGACCCCACCACAUUCCGGCAAGUCCCGGCAGCUCGCCGUCAUCAGAAGACUCGAAAGCAUCCGCGACGGCGUGCGCCCCUUGAUGACGCCACGCGUCUCGGUGACGCGCGACGUAAGCGACCUUCUUCGGGAGCGAGGCCGGCGCGCCCGUUUUGAAGCUGCUGUGGACAGUUGUUGGCCCCGCGGCGGUCCCGCCCUCCCAUCUCGGUCCUGACCCCAGGCCCGCUACUCCCUCCAGCGGAGCGCCGUCUGCCCCUGGCACUCUGGUCCCGGAUCUCUGGCCCGCGCCGCAGUCGGGCCAGCACCUCCGAGAACCUCGUAGGCCGCUCUCGGGUACCUGGCGUCGGGCAGGGGCCUCGGGAAGGAGGGGCCGAGCCUCGGAGAUGCCGCCCGGCAAAGUCCUGCAGCCCGUCCUGAAGAUGAAGGUGGAUGAGCUGUUCCUCUGCUGGCUCAGCGAGUCCAGCACGCAGACGAUGCUCCAGGACUGCUUGCAAAGGAUCAAGAUGCCCGGGAGGACCGAGAUGGGCGAUGGAGACUCGGGACAGCCCGGGCCCGCAGUGGCGGCUGCAGGCCCCGCCUGCAGGCAGAGCGUGUUGGACAGCCCGGGCGCGUCCACCGCGCUCCCGCUGGGAACCGGUUCAAGUCCCAGACUCGGGUCCCACGUCCGGGGAACUCGUAGAUCCGCGGGGACGAGGGUAGUUCCGACGCGGAAGGAGGAGCCCCUGCCGCCAGCCCCAAGCCAAAGCAUUCCAGCGUUCUACUUCCCGCGAGGCCGCCCAAAGGGCACAGUGGACACAGACGCCAUCAUCGCCAAGGUCGAGAGCACGUUUGCCCAGUUCCCGCAGGAGAAGGCCACGAUGGCGGACAUGGGCAGCGUGGCAAAGGCUUGUGGCUGCCCGCUGUACUGGAAGGCGCCGCUUUUCUGUGGCGCAGGGGGAGAGCGCACGGGCUCUGUCUCCGUCCACAAGUUCGUUGCCAUGUGGAGAAAGAUCCUGCACACCUGCCAUGACGCCGCUGCCAGGUUCCUCCACCUGCUUGGGAGCCCCGGCUGCAACUACCUGGUGCAGGAGGACUUCAUCCCCUUUCUGCAGGACGUGGUGAACACUCAUCCCGGCUUGGCCUUUUUGAGGGAGGCUGCGGAGUUCCACUCUCGCUACAUCACCACUGUCAUACAGAGGAUCUUCUACACGGUCAACAGGUCCUGGACCGGGAGAAUCACGUGCGCGGAGCUCCGAAGGAGCACCUUCCUGCAGAAUGUGGCCCUCCUGGAGGAGGAAGCGGACAUCAACCAGCUGACAGAGUACUUCUCCUACGAGCACUUCUACGUCAUUUACUGCAAGUUCUGGGAGCUGGACACAGACCACGAUCUCCUCAUUGAUGCCCAGGACCUGGCUCGCCACAACGACCACGCUAUAUCCACCAAGAUGAUCGAGAGGAUAUUCUCAGGAGCCGUGACGCGAGGCAGAAGCGUACAGAAGGAAGGGAAGAUGAGCUACGCUGACUUUGUGUGGUUUCUGAUCUCCGAAGAAGACAAAAACACCCCAACCAGCAUCGAGUACUGGUUCCGCUGCAUGGACCUGGACGGCGACGGGGCCCUGUCCAUGUUCGAGCUGCAGUACUUCUAUGAGGAGCAGUGCCGCAGGCUGGACAGCAUGGCCAUCGAGGCCCUGCCCUUCGAGGACUGCCUCUGCCAGAUGCUGGACCUGGUGAAGCCCCAGCGGGAAGGGCGGAUCUCGCUGGGUGACCUCAAGAAGUGUAAGCUGGCCUACGUCUUCUUCGAUACGUUCUUCAACGUCGAGAAGUACCUGGACCACGAGCAGAGAGAGCAGGUCUCCCUGCUCAGGGAGAGCGAGAGUGAAGGCCCCGAGCUCUCAGACUGGGAGAAGUACGCCGCCGAGGAGUACGACAUCCUUGUGGCCGAGGAGGCUGCAGGGGAGUCGUGGGGGGACGGGUACGAAGCCGAGCUCAGCCCCGUGGACCAGAAGCUGAGCAUGCUGCGGUCUCCACUGGCCCAGAGGCCCUUCUUUGAGGUGCCGUCCACUCUGGGCACCAUCGACCUGUGUGAGUGUGGGGAUGAUGACCUGCCGCCCUCGUGACCUGCGCCCACAUGGGACUCCCUGUGCAGCUUUUGUGUCAGAGAACGAAACCGUUUGUUGAGCUUUUACAGAAAACGAGGUGCGUGUGUAUGGAAUGACAGAUGUAUUUAUUCAGCACAAAGCUGGUCACAGGUCACUGGAGCGUCAGCCACCUUGGAAGGGCUGACAUGCUGGCCCUGGGGAAAACCCUCCCCAAACCAGGUGCCCGUGGCCCGCACACUCAUUUUUGGCUAAGCCAUCGGAGACUCACCGUCCUGGCCAACGACCUGGAGGGGAACUGGUCUCCCCGGGAGGGUCUGCCCUGGGGGCCAUGUGGCACAUGCUGACCCCAGACCUCCAGACGUGUGCUGCAUUCGCCAUCUAGUCUGGAAUGUUCCAGGAGCCGCAGCAGCAGGAGCCUUCUGUCUGCAUGUGAAUUUUGGGCACUGUGCCCUUCACACGGGGUGCAGGGGUCCCCUCAAAAUUAUUGGAACGUUUUUAUGUCAAUGCACAGAACGUGUAAAGUUAGCUUUUAUUUGUCAUGUAGAGCAGUUUUAAAACGUCUUACAGAUUCACGUUUGCAUUUUCAAUAAAGAACUUCAGGGUU